This is a messenger RNA of Helobdella robusta, 7444 nucleotides long. RefSeq lists its product as hypothetical. NCBI's taxonomy places the organism in Eukaryota, Metazoa, Annelida, Clitellata, Rhynchobdellida, Glossiphoniidae. Gene Ontology annotation, cellular component: cell projection; cortical actin cytoskeleton; cell junction. The transcript has 47 exons. Gene Ontology annotation, biological process: actin cytoskeleton organization. The record is from RefSeq and is a predicted model, not a curated record. Gene Ontology annotation, molecular function: phospholipid binding; actin filament binding; structural constituent of cytoskeleton. Bases 22 to 6924 code for a protein of 2300 amino acids.
UUAAAAUGGGACACCCCAGUCAUGAAUGAGGACGAUGAGUUCAUAGAGGACGACGAAACAAAUUCUGCUAAACUCUUUGAGAGGUCAAGAAUUAGGGCUCUGGCUGAUGAAAGGGAGAGUGUACAGAAGAAAACAUUCCUUAAAUGGGUGAAUUCACACCUGGCACGUGUUGGCUGCAAGAUACAGGAUCUCUAUGUGGAUCUUAGGGACGGAAAAAUGCUCAUCAGACUGUUGGAAGUCUUGUCUGGAGAGAGAUUGCCCAAUCCUACAAAAGGCAAGAUGCGAAUCCACUGCUUGGAGAAUGUUGACAAGUCGCUGAUGUUCCUCAAUGAGCAGCGUGUUCAUCUUGAAAAUGUCGGGGCCCACGAUAUCGUGGAUGGCAGUCCGAGGCUGACCCUGGGUCUCAUCUGGACUAUUAUUCUUAGAUUCCAAAUUCAAGACAUUACAAUCGAACAAGUAGACAGUAGCGAAAUAAAAUCGGCAAAGGACGCAUUGUUACUCUGGUGUCAGAUGAAAACUGCUGGCUACCCCAACGUUAACGUCAGGAAUUUCACAACAAGCUGGAAGGAUGGUUUGGCUUUCAAUGCCCUCAUACACAAACACAGACCGGACCUGAUAGAAUACAACAAGCUGACCAAGGUGAACAACGUUGCCAAUCUAAACAACGCAUUCAAUGUAGCAGAGGAGAAACUUAACCUCACCAGGCUUCUAGAUGCUGAAGAUGUUAAUGUGGACUUUCCCGAUGAAAAAUCAAUCAUCACGUACGUGGUCACUUAUUAUCACUACUUCUCCAAGAUGAAGGCUGAUUCAGUGCAGGGCAGGAGGGUAGGAAAGGUGGUGAACCUAUGCCUGGAGAAUGACCAGAUGAUUGCAGAUUACGAGAACCUCACCUCUGACCUCCUGACCUGGAUCAAGCAGACCAUCGAGGAGUUGAAUGACCGCAACUUUGCCAACUCUCUCACUGGAGUUCAACAGCAACUCUCAACAUUCAACACUUACAGAAACGUCGGCAAGCCUCCAAAAUUCAUAGAGAAGGGCAACUUGGAGGUUCUGCUGUUCACCAUUCAGAGCAAGAUGAGAGCCAACAACCAGAAACCAUACAUGCCGACUGAGGGCAGAAUGAUAGCUGAUAUAAACAGGGCUUGGGAGUUGCUGGAGAAGGCUGAACAUGGGAGAGAACUGGCUCUUAGGGAGGAGUUGAUAAGACAAGAGAAAUUGGAACAGUUGGCAGCCAGGUUUGAUCGCAAAGCUGGCAUGAGAGAAACAUGGUUAAGUGAGAACCAACGUCUCGUCGCUCAGGAUAAUUUCGGCUUUGAUUUGGCAGCAGUGGAAGCGGCCACAAAGAAGCAUGAAGCCAUUGUCACAGACAUCAAUGCAUAUGAAGAACGUGUACAGGCUGUUGUAUCUGUGGCUCAGGAACUUGAAACUGAGAACUACCAUGACUCUGAGCGCAUUAAUGCUAGGAAAGACAACGUACUAAGAUUGUGGGAAUAUUUGCUGGAAUUGUUGAGAGCUCGUCGUCAACGUUUGGAACUUUCGUUGCAGUUGCAGAAGAUUUUCGAAGAGAUGAUCUGUGUGCUUGAAUGGAUGGAUGAGAUCAAGCUUCGCUUGAGCUCCGAAGAUUACGGCAAGCAUCUGAUGGGCGUCGAGGAUCUGCUGCAGAAGCAGAGUUUGCUGGAGGCAGACAUCAAUAUUGUUGGGGAUCGUGUCAAAAACAUCAACACACAGGCGCAGAGGUUUGUUGAUGAGGACUUUCCUGAAGCCGGUUACAGGCCAUGUGAUCCACAAGUAGUCGUCGACCGCCAGCGUCACCUCAUUGCUGCCUAUGAAGAACUGCUUCAAUUAGCAGCUGCCAGACGAGCAAGACUCGGAGAAUCAAGAACAUUGUGGCAGUUCUACUGGGACAUGGCAGACACGGAGGGAUGGAUUCGCGAGAAGGAGCAGCUGAUGUCGUCGCCAGACUGGGGGCACGAUCUCACCAGUAUUUUGCUGCUUGUUAAGAAGCAUAAGGCAACAGAGGAUGAACUGAACGCACGUAGGAACCACUUGCAAGAUGAACUUCAAGUUGGCAAGGACCUCAUCACGGCUGGAAACUUUGGAUCAGUGAAGAUCCAGGAGACCAUCGAUGAUAUUGAGAAACAGUGGUCCAAUAUGAAGGAACUCUCUGACUUCAGAAAGAAACGACUUGCUGAAACUGUUGACUUUUUUCAGUUUUUUGCUGAUGCUGAUGAUGUUGAUACUUGGAUGUUGGAUACAUUGAGACUAGUGUCAAGUGAAGAUGUUGGUCAUGACGAGGCCAGUGUGCAAUCACUUGUCAAGAAGCACAAGGACAUAACAGAUGAACUGCAGAACUAUCAGAAUGUAAUCAAAUCAUUGCACGAGCAAGCUGCAAACCUCAGUGAACAGGAUCGCGAAUCUCCAGAAGUGACGAGCAGACUUGCCAGUAUAGAUAGGAGAUAUCAGGAACUUUUGGAGUUAGCCAACAUACGCAAACAGAGGUUGCUGGAUGCCCUUGCUCUCUACAAACUCUACAAUGAAUCCAAUAACGUUGAACAAUGGAUCACCGAGAAGGAGAAACUCCUGCACACGAUGGUGGCUUCAGAGGACAUUGAAGAAGUUGAGAUACAGAAAGCGAGGUACAACACCUUCGACCAAGAGAUGAAGACAACAUUGGACAAAGUAGGCCUGGUCAACCAGCUGUCCAGUCAACUCAUCGACAACGAGCACCCUAACUCGGUCGAAGUGGCCAGUAAGGAGAAGAUGCUCAAUGAGAAGUGGAUGGCGCUGAAGAAGAUAGCUGAUGAUAAGAAGGAUGCUCUUCAGCUUGCUCAUGACGUCAACACAUUCCAUAUUGAAUCCGCUGAAACUAUGACGUGGAUCAGAGAUAAAGCCAAAUUGAUAGAGUCAACAGACGAACUGGGCAACGACCUCGGCAGUAUCAUCACAUUACAGAGGAGACUCAGUGGUCUCGAAAGAGAUCUUGCAGCUAUUGAUGCUAAGGUUGCUUCCCUACAAGAAGAAGCAGAUAAGUUGUCAGCGUUGAAACCAGAGGAGGCACCGGCUAUACAGGAGAAGAUGGAUCAGAUUACAAACUUGUGGCAAGAUCUCCGACUCAUGUUGAAAGAGAGAGAUGAAAAAUUGGGAGAAGCAAGUGACUUGCAGAAAUUCCUACAGAACCUCGACCACUUCCAGCAGUGGCUGACCAAAACGCAGAUGUCCAUCGCAUCUGAGAGCAUUCCAAAUGAUGUUGCAGAGGCCGAGGAUCUGCUGCAGCAACAUGCCCAGAUCAAAACUGAGAUAGACGCCUAUGCUCCCGAAUAUGACCAGAUGAAGGACUAUGGUAGUAAAGUGGUAGAAGGACAGCAAGAUGUACAAUACAUGUUCCUUAGAGAAAGAUUAAAGGGACUAGAUGAUGGAUGGCAUGACCUCAAGAAGAUGUGGGAGAACAAACAGAAUCUCCUCAUUCAAAAUCUCAAUCUGCAGAUGUUCUUAAGAGAUUGCAAGCAGGCUGAGAUAUUGUUAGGUGAACAGGAGAACUUCCUCAACAAAGAGACACUGCCCCUGACAUCGGAGUCGUGUGACAAUCAAAUCCGACAAGUGGAAGCAUUCAUAAAGACAUUAGAUGCUAAUGACGAGAAGAUAAACAUUGUCCAGAACUUUGCAAGCAGAUUGGUUGAUUCCAAUCAUUUUGCUGCUGAUAAAAUAAGGAAGAAGACAGAAAGUCUCAAGGGAAGACGUGAUGCCAAUAGACAGAAGGCAGAUGAAAAGUUAGAUAAGUUGAAGGACUUUAGAGAUCUCCAGAAGUUCAUGCAGGAUUGUGAUGAGUUGACAGAUUGGCUAGGUGAGAAAUCAAUAGCCGCCCAAGACGACACAUACAGAGAUGCAAAGAGCAUACACAGCAAGUACAUGAGGCACCAGGCCUUUGAGCUUGAGAUCAAAUCAAACAAGGAUCAACUUGAAAAAUUAUUGAAGGAUGGUCAAAAACUUAUUGCUGAAAAGCCUGAACUGGCUAAGGAGGUGCAGCCCAAGUUGGAAGAACUUUCAUUGCAGUUCAAUGAACUGCAAGACACAGUUUCAACGAAAGGCCAGAAACUGUUUGACGCCAACAGACCACAGUUAUACGAGCAGAGUUGUGAUGAUAUCGACGGAUGGAUCACCGAGAUUGAAUCUCAGAUCGUCACAGAGGAUGUCGGGCACGAUCUUACUACUGUUAAUCUUCUCGUUCAGAAACAGAAUAUCCUUGAAAGCCAGUUGAAAUUGAAGGAAGAACAAGUGAAGGCAUUAGAAACACAGGCACCGUACCUGUCAGAUAUUGAUCCAAGCAAGUCUGAAGAACUUGCCCAGAAGAAGGCCAGAGUUGAAGAUAGAUUCCGUAAGAUGCUGCAGCCGCUGAUGGAGAGGAGAGAGAAGUUGAACCGUGUGAAGAGGGUGCAUCAGUUCCUGAGAGAUGUCGAGGAUGAGAAACUCUGGAUCAGCGAACGACUCGCAAGAGCCAGGUCUACUAACUAUGGCAACUCACUACUUAGUGUCCAGAUGCUACAGUCUAAGAACAAAUCACUUCGCAAUGAGAUUGACAGUCACGAGCCGUCAAUCAUAGCCGUAGUAGAUAGUGGGUUGUGCCUGAUCGAGGAGGGGCAUCCACAGAAGGAGGAGUUCCAACAGCUGAUCGCCGACCUGAACAAGAGGUGGGAGGAGCUAAUUGAGGCCAUUGAGCAGCGCAAGUAUAGGCUGGCUCUCUCUGAACAGGCUCAGCAAUACUUCUUCGAUGCUGCUGAAUGUGAGGCUUGGAUGGGCGAGCAGGAGCUCUUCAUGAUCUCAGAGGACAGGGCAAAGGAUGAGAAUGGAGCCAUGAACAUGAUCAAGAAACAUGCCAACGUCGAGAAGACUGUAGAGGAUUACGCCGACACGAUCAGACAGCUGUCAGAGAGGAGUCGAUACCUCAUCGAUAACAAGCAUCCCGAUAGCGAUGCCAUUGCCGUGAAGCAGGCACAAGUGGACAAGUUGUACGCCAGUUUGAAGGACCUGGCCGGCGAUCGCAAGGUGAAGUUGGAUGAAGUUUUGAAGUUGUACCUGCUGAAUAGAGACAUCGAGGAUAUAGAGCAGUGGAUUGCCGAACGAGAAGUCGUUGCUGGCUCUCAUGAAUUGGGUCAAGAUUUCGAACAUGUCACUAUGUUAAGAGACAAAUUCAAAGAAUUCGCGAGAGACACGGAGACAGUCGGGCAGGAGAGGGUGUUGGUAGUGAACGGGACGUGUGAUGCACUGAUCCAUGCCGGUCACACGGACGCUGCUACUAUAGCCGAGUGGAAAGAUGGCAUCAAUGAGUCGUGGACCGAUCUCCUCGAGUUGAUGGACACCAGGACGCAGAUGCUGCAGGCCUCGUGGGAGCUCUUCAAGUUCUUCAACGAUUGUAAGGAGACCCUUGACCGCAUACAUGAGAAGGAGCUGUUGAUAUUGGAUGAUGUUGGCAGAGAUCCACAAUCAACGGCAGCCCUCCAGAGAAGACAUGCAACUUUCGAACACGAGCUCGUGGCUCUCUGCUAUCAGGUGCAACAAGUGCAAGAGGAAGCAGCCCAGCUGAUUGUGGCAUAUUCAGGCGAGAAGGCGCGAGACAUCCAGCAGCACGAGAUGGACGUCGUAAAUGCAUGGAGGAACCUUCAGUUGAAGGCUGACCUCAGAAAAUCGGCACUCGGUGACUCCAAUGACCUUUAUAGAUUCUUCGGUAUGGCAAGAGACCUAACGAACUGGAUGAACGACAUGAUGAGGCAGGCGCAAUCGCAGGACAAACCGAGAGAUGUAUCAGGUGUCGAACUACUGAUGAGUAACCACCAGAGUUUGAAAGCAGAGAUAGAUGCCCGUGAUGAAAACUUUGCCAUCUGCGUCAACCUAGGCAAGGAUCUGCUUGCUAGGAAGCACCACAGAUCUCCAGAGGUUCGUGAGAAGUUGUUGCAGCUGGCCACGCAGAGAGGUGACAUGAUGGAUCAGUGGAAGGACAAAUGGGAGUACCUACAACUCAUUUUGGAAGUGUACCAGUUUGCAAGAGAUGCCACAGUUGCCGAUUCAUGGCUGGCAGCCCACGAACCGUACGUGACUAGUCAAGAGUUCGGGGAGACACUCGAUGCAGUUGAGGCUCUGCUGAAGAAACACGAGUCCUUCGAAAAGGCUGCUGCUACACAAGAAGAAAGAUUCCAAGCUCUCGAAAGAUUAACCAUGUUUGAGAUGAGGGAGGUACAGAAGAGGAAGAGGGAUGAAUACAUGCGUGAACAUCCGGAUGCCACCCUUCCACCACUUCCUGCAUCAUUCAAGGAGGUCUACAUCAGGGAGUUCCUACCCCCUGAAGAACCUUCGAAACCGCCAACUCCUGAGCCAGUAUCGCCGGUGAAAGAACCACAGUCACCUGUUGAAGUACAACAACCCGAAGUUCCACAAGCUGAAGCCCAGAAGGUCGUUAUUGAGCAAGUCACACACGAGAAUCUUCUUUCAAGAAAGCACCUCUGGGAGAAUGCUACUAAGAAAGCUACGAAUAGAUCGUGGGAGAAGAUGUUCGUAGCACUAGCCAACAAGUCAUUGUCGUUCUACAAAGACCAGAAGCAUGCUAAAUCUGAUCCAAAGACUUACUUCCAUCACGAGUUACCAUUGGAGUUGGAAGGUUCAGUAGCUAGUCCGGCCACAGAUUACAACAAACGACCGAACGUCUUCAACCUCAAGUUCACAUCCGGUGCUGAGUAUCUAUUCCAGUGCCGAGAUGAAGAGGAGAUGAAUGUCUGGAUAGAGAAGAUCAACAUAGCAUCCGGGGCGCACUCAUCUUCAUCGCAUCCAUCCAGGUCACAAACACUUCCUGCAACAUCAGCAGCCGAUCCCAAGUCCUCCUCUGCUGCCGAUGAACCAAAGAAGAGGAAGAUGUUCACACUCAGCAAGAAAAAAUAAUGAGGAUGAUGAUGGAGGUGUAGCGCUUUUUAUUUCAGAGAACCUAUGUGAUUGCAAACUGAAAGAGAACUCACUACUAAUACUACUACAGCCACUAUUACAACUACUGCUACCACUACUUCUACUACUACUACUACUACUACAAAUACUACAGUCCAUACUACUAUUACGACUACUACUACUUUCAAUGAUUGACAUUUAAAUUAAGAUAUACGAACUGUUAACAAGUUGAUUUUUGUAUGUAUAAAAAGCUAAACUUUACUUUCAUUACUUUAUUUGUUUAUAUAUAUAUAUAUAUAUAUAUAUAUUAUUUUUCUUCUACUACUGCUUUUCUUACUAUUCUUAAAAUGAACGAUAGUAAUAAUACAAUAAUAAUAAUAAUAAUAAUAUUUAUUAUUGUUAUUGUUGUUGCAAUUGUUAUUAUUUUUGCUAUUACGAUGAUAAUAUUUACAACGAAAACGAAGCAUUGUAAGUGGAGCGUGUAAUUUGACGUAAUGAUGACGUUAAAGAUGGAUGAUGA